Messenger RNA from Acaulospora morrowiae, 237 nucleotides. Lineage: Eukaryota; Fungi; Glomeromycota; Glomeromycetes; Diversisporales; Acaulosporaceae. The record is from the annotation of a GenBank genome assembly.
GCUUAUGAAGUUACCCCCUCAACUAUUCGGUACAAUGUAAAAAAAAUAGUGGAAGCUGGAAGUAUUGAUCACAAAGGUGGAAAUGGUCGAGCAAACAAGAUCACCAAAAACAUUGCAAAAAUUAUAGGUCAGUAUAUUCGAAAGAACAACACAAUAUCUGUACAUAAAAUAGCUAACAAAUUGGAAGCACGUAAUAUAAGAGUUUCAUAUCGUACAAUUUGUAAAUAUAUGAAGUCU